AUCAUCGCCUCCUCCACCGCGUGCGCCGCCUCGCCACUGGCAAUGCCGGCCCGGAGGACGCGAUAAGCGCGGACAGAGAAACCCUCAAAUCUGGGGCCAGGUUUACUGCUACCCGCGCGUUUAGCCAGGAUGAUCUAGCGCAAUAUUCCGCCCUCUCUGGCGAUAGCAAUCCCAUCCACACGCAGCGAUCGUCCGCCCAGGCCGCCGGCUUCGCUGGCGGCUGCGUCGUCCAUGGGAUGCUCACCGCGGGGCUCUUCCCAGCGAUCAUCGGCUCCAAUUUCCCAGGCGCGAUCUACGUCUCCCAGACGCUGAAGUUCCAGCAGCCGGCAUUCGCAGGAGACGAUCUUGUGGCGCAAGUCACUGUCCUGGAUUGCGUGAGGAUCAAGCGACACUACAAGGUGACUUUCGCGACAUCUUGCUUCAAAUGUACUACGCCAGACGCGAUCGUGGUGGAUGGAACUGCCGUGGCGCUCUUGCCAGGAUGAAGAAGAGGAGAAAAAAGAGAGACAAAGGGACAAGAAAGCGUUUCUCCCAGUUUUCGAACCCGGGUCUUUGGCGGGCAGUUAUCUUUGAACGGCAGAUCUCGCCGUCUAUCUGGAAACGGAAGAUUCCGUCGACACAUUUUCUAGCUCUGUGCAUGCCAAGAAAGGAAUAUGCGUCGCUCGGCUAUAACGGCGUCGAACUUCACAUAAGCUCUUACCCGCCCUAAUUUGUUCUCGGUCUCCUCUCUCUCACUCCGGCUAUGGCGAUCGCAUUGUGGACGGCAUUGGCGUGAUCUCUUACGCGAGCUCCAGAUCAAGGCGCAGCUCCCGCCUCCCGAUCGAUCGAUCGCUGGUCCUCAGCUUAGAUCUCCCCACAGCCAUGACGGCCGGCGCGGAUCGGUGCAAUGGCGACUCCCACUACACGCCGCGCAACAUCCUCAUCACCGGCGCCGCGGGCUUCAUCGCUUCUCACGUCGCCAACAGGCUGGUCCGGAGCUACCCGGGCUACAAGAUCGUGGUUCUGGACAAGCUUGACUACUGCUCCAACCUCAAGAACCUUUACCAGUCCAAGGAGAGCGCCAACUUCAAGUUCGUCAAGGGCGACAUCGCGAGCGCGGAUCUCGUGAACUACCUGCUGAUCACCGAGGGGAUCGACACCAUCAUGCACUUCGCGGCGCAGACCCACGUCGACAACUCGUUCGGCAACAGCCUCGAGUUCACUAAGAACAACAUCUACGGCACUCACGUCCUGCUCGAAGCGUGCAAGGUUGCCGGCACCAUCCGCCGCUUCAUUCACGUGAGCACGGACGAGGUGUAUGGCGAGACCGAGGCCGACGCCAUUGUGGGCAACCACGAGGCGUCACAGCUGCUGCCCACGAAUCCUUACUCGGCGACCAAGGCUGGAGCCGAGAUGCUGGUCAUGGCUUACGGCAGAUCUUACGGCCUCCCCUUCAUCACCACACGGGGGAACAACGUCUAUGGCCCCAACCAGUUCCCGGAGAAGCUCAUUCCAAAGUUCAUCCUCCUGGCGAUGCAAGGCCGGCCGCUUCCCAUCCACGGCGACGGGAGCAACGUUCGCAGCUAUCUCUAUGCUGAGGACGUGGCCGAGGCCUUUGAGGUGGUGCUUCACAAGGGAGAGGUUGGUCACGUAUACAACAUUGGGACGAAGAAGGAGCGGCGGGUGCUGGACGUUGCCAAGGACAUCUGCAAGCUCUUCAAGCUGGACCCGGAGGUGUGCAUCCAGUUCGUGGACAACCGGCCCUUCAAUGACCAGCGCUACUUCCUGGACGACAAGAAGCUCAAGGACCUCGGGUGGCGCGAGAGGACCACCUGGGACGAGGGGCUGCUCAAGACGAUGCAGUGGUACACGAGUCACCCGAACUGGUGGGGUGACGUUUCUGGCGCGCUGGUCCCGCAUCCCAGGAUGCUCACCAUGACCGGGGAGAAGCUGUCCCACGAGGACGAGGAGUCUACCGGACCUGUGGUGGGGAACAUCGGGAUGAUUGUUCCACAAAAGGUCUCGCCUCUCAAGCCGGCGAUGAAGCUACUGAUAUACGGGCGGACAGGCUGGAUUGGUGGACUCCUGGGAAAGAUCUGCGAGAGAGAAGGGAUCCCGUACGAGUAUGGAUCCGGCAGGCUCGAGAAUCGGUUGCAGCUCGAGGCGGACAUCUUGACAGUGAAGCCUACACACAUUUUCAACGCAGCAGGUGUGACGGGUCGGCCUAAUGUGGACUGGUGCGAGAGCCACAAGGUGGAGACUAUCAGAGCCAACGUUGUCGGCACACUGACCCUGGCCGACGUGUGCAAGCAGCACGGAUUGCUGCUCAUGAACUUUGCGACGGGCUGCAUUUUCGAGUACGAUGACAGCCACCCCAUCAACAGCGGCAUCGGGUUCCUGGAGGAUGACAAGCCCAACUUUACGGGCUCCUUCUACUCAAAGACUAAAGCAAUGGUGGAGGAGCUCCUGAAAUGCUACGACAACGUAUGCACGCUGCGCGUGAGGAUGCCCAUCUCGUCCGACUUGAGCAACCCGCGCAACUUCAUCACCAAGAUCACGCGGUACGAGAAAGUGGUAGACAUCCCCAACAGCAUGACGGUGCUGGACGAGCUGCUGCCGCUGAGCAUCGAGAUGGCCCGGCGCAACUGCACGGGCAUCUGGAACUUCACGAACCCGGGCACGGUGUCGCACAACGAGGUCCUGGAGAUGUACCGCGAGUACAUCGACCAGGGAUUCAAGUGGUCCAACUUCACGCUGGAGGAGCAGGCCAAGGUGAUCGUGGCGCCGCGCAGCAACAACGAGCUCGACACCAAGAAGAUGGAGAAGGAGUUCCCGCAGCUCAUGCACAUCAAGGACUCGCUCGUCAAGCUCGUCUUCGUCCCAAACAGCAGCAACGGGGACAAGAAGUGAGAGAACCACCGACCAUUUUUUCACCCCCUUUGUUUUUUUUACAAUUGAGAAGAGAGUAUACAUACGUAUAAUUCCAUUUAAUAAAUUCAACCAUUAGAACCCUA
Selaginella moellendorffii is the source of this 2993-nucleotide messenger RNA. Its product is annotated as trifunctional UDP-glucose 4,6-dehydratase/UDP-4-keto-6-deoxy-D-glucose 3,5-epimerase/UDP-4-keto-L-rhamnose-reductase RHM1. Lineage: Eukaryota; Viridiplantae; Streptophyta; Lycopodiopsida; Selaginellales; Selaginellaceae. The coding region runs from base 862 to 2889 and encodes 675 amino acids. Gene Ontology annotation, molecular function: dTDP-glucose 4,6-dehydratase activity. Gene Ontology annotation, biological process: nucleotide-sugar metabolic process. The record is from RefSeq and is a predicted model, not a curated record. The transcript has 5 exons.